UGUUAUCCUCCUCCUUAUCACAGGAAUGCAAACAGUAUUUUCCCAGGAUCCUUGUUCUAUGUACACUGAAAUAUCUGUGGAUGGUAGACGAUGGCCGAAUAACACUGAUACAUCCCAUUCUCUCUGUGACAAUCUGAUUGUAGAAGACUGGUACAGGUUCACGGGGUUUGAUGGUACAGACCUGGUUAAUAACACCGUACCUUCUAGCCGGUGUGGAACAGAUAAUCCCCUCUGGAUGAAUGGUAACAUUCCGGCAACGUCUGAUGGUAUCGUUUCAAGGACGGUCUGUACGGCAACCGUAUUCAUUUCAUGUCAUGUUUCAUUUGAAAUUCAAGUAAAGAAUUGCUGUUCGUACCGUGUGUAUUAUCUCAAACCGCCAGGUUCUUGCUCAUCAGCAUACUGUAUAUAUCCAUUUGCGGAAAAUGAAAUGUGUUUCGAAAAUACGUCUUCAACAUAUGGGUCCACAUCUACAACCAUCGAGACGACAUCUACAACAUUGGCGUCAACAUCCGAGCUGACACCUACAACAUUGGCGUCAACAUCCGAGACCACAUCUACAAUAUCGCCAUCAACAUCAACAAGUUCUUCAACGACAGCUGUACCUACGACAACUUCAUCAAGCACAUUAAAAACAACAUCUACAACACGCUCCUCAACGCCACAACACGGUCGAGAUAUACAGCCCAUUAACUAUCAUUUUGACAGUAUUUAUUCAUUUACACGCAUUUAAGCUGAUGGGUGAACACAUGGAGAGUAUUUUUGUAGCAGAGGACGAUAACACAGAAUUUGACAUUUGAUUGCUGCAUUUUAUAUUGUUAUUGUGUCGUGUCGUAUGUCUGUGUUGUAGUGUCGUAUGUCUGUGCUGUAAUGUCGUUUGUCUGUUGUAUGUCUGUGUUAUGGUGUCGUAUGUCUGUGUUAUAGUGCCGUAUGUGUUACAAGUCUUGUCAUACUCUGGCGUAUAGUAACGUGCGUGUGCGAUAGAAGGGAGGGAGAGAGAAUUGACAUUACGCUUUUUCAAACCCAUAAGGUAAGUUGACAAAUAUUUUGAAAUCUAUUAUCUGUAAAAUGAAAUUACCCAACGUUAAUAUGGUAUUGUAAUUGGAAUUUUAUUUCUUGAUGUCUCCUAUUAUUUCUCAAGUUUUUAUAAAUACUAGCUGUCUACAUUAU
Molecule: messenger RNA, 1167 nt
Organism: Ylistrum balloti
Lineage: Eukaryota; Metazoa; Mollusca; Bivalvia; Pectinida; Pectinidae
Product: oncoprotein-induced transcript 3 protein-like
Exons: 5
Coding region: 26-730 (234 amino acids)
Source: RefSeq, a predicted model, not a curated record